AGAAGUGACCAAUCCAAGUGGUUCUAUAGAUGUUCUCGGUUCUCUCACGAAGAUAGAGGAAAAGGCAGAAAAAAGGAACCGUGCCAAUGAACCUUUAUUGAGCAAAAACACGGAGAAAAACUGACAAGGGUUUUGGAUUUAGUAGUUUUCUAUGCAGAGAGUGUGUAUUUUAUGCGUUCAAUCUGUGGAUUACGCGAUUUGGACGGGUGCUGGCAGAAUGGAUAUCAUGGCCCUGGCUAUAACAUAUUGAAUAGCUCGCUAGAGGAGCGCAACGCGGACAGUGUAGACAAUUCAUGGGGCAUUGUACGGAAAAUGGUGGAUCAUUUGCCUUGACUGCAAUUGUUAUUUCAAAUUUCUGUCGUCAUAUUCUCCCACUCAAGACUAUUUAAUGGCGUGUUUGUCGGUCUUUUCGCCUUGUCUAUAUUUCACCCGCAACACUCAUAUUUCAACAAUUGAGGUCGCAUCGCGGUAGCUCGUUUCCCAGCUUGAUCCAACCCUUUUUAUGUGAAAUUCUACUAGUCAAUAGACCUAUUUCUAUCCCUAGUAGAUUUUUUUCCCUUAUUAUUCGAUAUGGAUUUCAACAGCAGCGGCGGGGGAAAUGAGCUACACAACAACCAGUUCUAUCAGUCCGAGGAGAGCAAGCCUUUGCUCGAGGAGAUGUCUGGGCCGACAGCGCCGGAGGGAAAUAAUAACAACAAGCUAGGAGCCGGGCCGUGCAAGAGAACCCUUCUCCACUGCAGCAGCGGGAUGCGAUAUAAACUGUUGCAGGAGGGUGACAUCCAGGUGUGUGUGGUCAAACACCCUCGGACCUUCCUCAGCAAAAUCCUAACCUCGAAAUUCUUACGGAGAUGGGAGCCGCACCACCUCACUCUGACAGACAGCAGUCUCGCUUCUGCGACGCCCACUGGCUACAUGGAGACGGCCCUGUCCUACAGCACCAUUGAGGACCUGCAGCUGCUGUCCUGGGAUAACGCCCCCAAGUACUGCGUCCAGCUCAGCUUCCCUGGUGGUACCGUACUGCUGCAGGCUGCCAACAGCUACCUGAGGGACCAGUGGUUUCAUUCCCUCCAGUGGAAGAAAAAGAUCUAUAAGUACCGUAAGGUUCUGAACAACCCGAGUCGCUGGGAGGUGGUUCUGAAAGAGAUCCGUUCCCUGGUGGACCUGGCCUUGACCUCCCCUCUGCAGGACGAGUCCAUACACCAGGCCCCUCUUCACAUCAUCUCUACCCUGCUGGCAGAGAACACCAACCUCAGCCCUCAGGACCACGAAAACAUCAUAGUGGCCAUCGCUCCUCUGUUAGAAAACAACCACCCACCUCCCGACCUGUGUGAGUUUUUCUGCAAGCACUGUCGUGAGAGACCUCGCUCCAUGGUGGUGAUCGAGGUGUUCACUCCUGUGGUGCAGAGAAUCCUCAAACACAACAUGGAUUUUGGGAAGUGCCCCAGACUGCGUCUCUUCACCCAGGAGUACAUCUUGGCUCUGAAUGAGCUCAACGCCGGCAUGGAGGUGGUGAAGAAGUUCAUUCACAGCAUGCACGGUCCGACGGGGCAGUGCCCUCACCCGCGUGUCCUGCCCAACCUGGUAGCAGUGUGCCUGGCAGCCAUCUACUCCUGCUACGAGGACUACAUCAACAGCCGAGACAACUCCCCCAGCCUGAAGGAGAUCAGGAACGGCUGCCAGCAGCAGAACGACCGCAAGCCCCCCCUGCCCCUCCGCCUCCUGCGCCCCGAGCCCCCGCCCGCCCCCCCGCCCCCUGCCCUCCUCCCCCUCUCCCCCCCUCCGCCCGGCCCCGUCCCCCCCGCCCCCACGCUGCCCCUCUCCCCCCCGCCCUCCAUCGUCAACUCCAGCGAGAUCCUGGUGGAGCUGGAGCGCAGCAACAACCAGGCCAACGUGCGCAGGAGGUCCCCAGCGGGGGGCGACGGCGAGCCCAACCUGAUCGACUGCCUGCUGGUGAGCCCCGCCCUCAACACCCUCUCCAUCCAGCUGCCCGCCCAGGCCGACCGCGUCCUCGGCUGCUUCGCCCUCAUCCUCAAGAUGCUGUCUGACUAUGAUGACUGGAGACCAGCUCUAGCCAGCCUGCUGCAGCCCAUUCCCUUCCCCAAAGAGGGCCUUGCUCAUUCCAAGUUUACAAAGGAGCUCAAACAUGUCAUUCACCGGUUUGCAGAGGAUCCGAGACAGGAGGUCCACUCCUGUCUGCUCAGUGUGCGUUCUGGGAAGGAUGGCUGGUUCCAGUUGUACAGUCCAGGGGGUGUGGCUUGUGAUGAUGACGGGGAACUGUUUGCCAGUAUGGUCCACAUCUUAAUGGGGUCCUGUUACAAGACUAAGAAGUUCCUUCUCUCCCUGGCCGAGAACAAGCUAGGUCCCUGUAUGCUUCUGGCUCUCCGCGGCAACCAGACCAUGGUUGAGAUCCUGUGUCUGAUGCUGGAGUAUAACAUCAUAGACAACAAGGACACCCAGCUCCAGAUCAUCUCCACGCUGGAGAGCACCUUGGUGGGCCUGCGCAUGUACGAGCAGCUCUGCGAUCGGCAGAGAGAGCUCAAAGAGCUGCAAAGAAAAGGAGGUCCUACCCGUCUCACUCUGCCCUCCAAAUCCACGGACGCUGACCUGGCCAGGCUGCUUAGUUCCGGUUCCUUUGGGAACCUGGAGAACCUGAGUCUGGCCUUCACCAACGUCACCAGUGCCUGUGCUGAGCAACUCAUCAAGCUCCCCUCUCUCAAACAGCUCAACCUCUGGUCCACACAGUUUGGAGACGCUGGACUGCGGUUGCUGUCAGAACACCUGGCCUGUUUACAGGUGUUGAAUCUGUGUGAGACUCCUGUGACCGACGCAGGCCUGCUGGCCCUGAGCUCCAUGAAGAGCCUGUGUAGUCUGAACAUGAACAGCACCAAGCUGACGGCCGACACCUAUGAAGACCUGAAGGCUAAACUGCCCAACCUGAAGGAGGUGGAUGUCCGCUACACGGAGGCUUGGUGAUCAUGCUCACAAGGGCACCAGCACCACGGGAACUAUGACAUCAUCAGAAAUGUGAGGAUUGCCUCAUAUCAUCAGAACACGUGACUCUGACAUCAUUAACCACUCCGCUUCUGAGGGGCCUUUCCCCCAAAGAAACGCCAGGACCGCCCAGUGACAUCACGUCCUCUCUAGUGACAUCAUGUCCUGCUAGAAUCAUCUUUCGAGUGACAUCAUAAUCAUUUAAACAAAGGAUCUCUUACCGGGCCCCCGUACCACAAGGACCUUUAUAGUGACAUCAUCAGGUGCCAGGAUCCACUCUCCUGUGACAUAAAGACCCUCCUGUCUGUGUCCGUCUGUCUGUCUGCCUACUGCCUUUCUCGCUCCUUUCUCUUCUUCUCUCUUAAGUGGUAGCAGUUUCUGUCCACGCCUCUUAGCUGACAGAACAAAUCGAGAGGAUCAAUCUGCCCCCUCCUCUCUCGCCUAAAUAACAUUAAACACUGUCUCCCUCUGCUCCCUCCCUCUCUCUCUCUCUCUCCCUCUCUCUUUGUCCAUCUACUAAGAGCUGUUGUACCCUGUUCUGGUGAAGGCUGGAUAAACCAUGCGUCACAUUCCAGUUCUCUUUUGAUAUUGCCUGUAGUUGGUCCAAACGCAGCACUCAAGACGACGUGUUCAAAGCUCGUGUUAGGUUUUUGGGUUGUCUCCAGGUUCAGACCCUGGUCAGUUAAGUCCUUCAUUGGUGACGGAUGCGACCUCAGGUUCAGAGAGAGGUUGCCAGACUGUGCCUGUUCCUCAUACGAUGUGCUCACUCUCAAAAUAAUCAACUUUUUAAUCAACUUGAAUGAACAUAUUUUUCCAGACAUCUCUGCUUUCAUAUACUGUGUGUUUAUAUAGAAGAUAUAUACGUAUAUAUAUAUACAUGAAUGUGUGUGUGUGUGUGUGUAUUCCCUGAUGACGUUUUGAAAACCAGACAUUACAGGAGCUCUGCUCUGAUCAGAAACCACCAGUGAUUUAGAAAAACAAAACCAUUUGACUUUUUGUUACUGUUUUCAGUGUACAUAAUAAGACCCAUAUUUAACAGACUGCUUGUGCAGUACAGUGGAUAGUCUGGGACUACCCUCUAUUUAUAACUCUUCCACUACCUUCUAAUGAAACUGCCCCUUCUAGACAGUUGCCACUGCAACAACCCCACCUUAACAUUCUAAUGGGUACACCAUACUUAGCCCCAGUGAUGGGACACUGUAACCAUGAAUACACAUUGGUGAUGCAGAGGGUCUGGUGACCAGGCCGUCCAAUCAGAGCUCCUUCUACGUAAGACAUCAAAGCCGGGUGUCGUUACAUGCCAUGGGAACGUGGGAGUCCCUCCCAGACGUGGACUUGAAGGUUCGUGGAAUGGACCUGUUCCCCCGAGGGUUCCACCAGCUGGUUGAGGGGAUAAAUGUAACAUCUGGGGUUCCAGAGGUGACAUUUGCCCAACAAAAUGGUGGGUUUGUGGAACUCCUUGGUUUGGGUCAUACUUCAGUAGGGGCUUGAGGGGCUCCAGCUCAUGAGAGAUGGAGACUGUGAAGGUCUACGUGAUGGACCUCAUGUCCUG
Molecule: messenger RNA, 4543 nt
Organism: Osmerus eperlanus (European smelt)
Lineage: Eukaryota; Metazoa; Chordata; Actinopteri; Osmeriformes; Osmeridae
Gene: cmip
Product: c-Maf inducing protein
Exons: 21
Coding region: 571-2973 (800 amino acids)
Cellular component (GO): cytosol; nucleoplasm
Source: RefSeq, a predicted model, not a curated record